AUGAUGCAGGGCCUCACAGCCAACUCUGCUGACAAGGAGGCUCAUAUUGAUGACUUCGAGAUCCUCCACACCAUUGGUGAAGGCACCUUCGGUAAAGUGAAGUUGGCCCGGCACAUUCUGACCGGGACACAGGUGGCCGUCAAGGUCAUUAAGAAAAGGCGUCAGAGCUUCUCAAGUGUCCAGGCACUUUUCCGGGAAGUGUGCAGUAUGAAGGCUCUGAAUCACCCCAAUAUUGUAAAACUGCUGGGGGCGAUUGACACGGAGGAGACUUUUUUCCUGGUGAUGGAGUACCUCAGUGGGGGGAACAUGUACCGCUAUUUGAAGAUCCAUGGCCGUAUGACAGAGGCGGAGGCCCGAGGCCCGUUCCAGCAGCUGGUCUCCGCCCUGCAGCACUGCCACCAGAGGGGCAUCGUGCACCGGGACCUGAAGCCAAUGAACCUCCUCUUUGAUUCCAACAUGAAUAUCAAACUUACAGACUUUGGCCUCAGCAACAAGUGUGAUGACACUGGCCAACUGGACACGAUCUGCGGCACAGCCCCUUAUGCUGCCCCGGAACUCUUCCUGGGGCAGAGGUACAGCGGCCCUGCGGUGGACGUGUGGAGCCUGGGAGUAGUGCUCUACACCAUGGUAACUGGGUCCCAGCCCUUUGUGGGAAAAGACUUCCAGGAGCUGCGGAAGCAAAUCCUACAAGGGCAAUACCCCAUCCCACCUUAUCUGUCUUUGGAGAUAAGGGAUCUAUUACAAAAAAUGAUUGCCUUCAACCCCAGUGACAGAAGCACCUUACCUGACCUCAUGAGGCAUCCAUGGGUGAACAUGGGCCAGAAGGAGCCACUCCAGCCACCCUGUGAAGAGGACCUGGAGGUGACAAUGGUGAGGACUCUGGGCUUGACUUGCGACCAGAUCCAGGACACUGGAACAGGCAGUGUGAGCUCCAUGAAACCCAAGGUGGGGGUCUCCAUCAUAACUGUGAUGCCCUUCUCUUCCGGGGACCUCAGUGGCAGUGAACUUGAGCCUUCUCCAAGCCCUGUGGUGUCCUCCCUGCAAACCAGGUGGCUCUACCAGAGAAAAAAUGUGCAGCUGCAGGAAGACCAGCAGGCAGGGCAGAAGACCGGUGAGUCUGCCUGUCCCCCACCCAGCCUGGAGUCGAGGACUGCCACCCCCAGCCCAGCCCCCCAGUGUGGCACUGGGACAUCCACCUCCAGCAGCAGCAGGAUUGGAGCCCCAGAGGGAACCAGCUGCCCCCUGGGUGUGUCCAACACUGGAAGGUCCUCCCACACUGGGCAGCCUGAGAGUGUGUCCUCAUCCACUCUCUCUGGCCACAGCCAGAAAAAGCAAGGGGUGGCUGGGAGAAUCUGGAACUUUAUUUUAAAACAUCUUUGUUGCAAGCUGCCCAGCAAGAGGCGUCAUAAUAAAGUGAGCCCAUGUGAACCCCAUGGAUGA
This is a messenger RNA of Eubalaena glacialis (North Atlantic right whale), 1440 nucleotides long. Its product is annotated as serine/threonine-protein kinase MARK2-like. The transcript has a single exon. Gene Ontology annotation, cellular component: cytoplasm. Gene Ontology annotation, molecular function: ATP binding; tau-protein kinase activity; protein serine/threonine kinase activity. NCBI's taxonomy places the organism in Eukaryota, Metazoa, Chordata, Mammalia, Artiodactyla, Balaenidae. The record is from RefSeq and is a predicted model, not a curated record. Gene Ontology annotation, biological process: intracellular signal transduction; microtubule cytoskeleton organization; protein phosphorylation. Bases 1 to 1440 code for a protein of 479 amino acids.